CCGGGAUUAUAAGGUCACCACAAAUGGUAUCAUUGCCAUGAGCAAGCCUCCUGCCAAAGAAUCUCAUCCCGGGCUCUUCCCGCCCACCUUCGGUGCAGUGGCACCUUUCCUGGCAGACUUGGACACGACUGAUGGCCUUGGGAAAGUGUAUUAUCGAGAAGACCCGUCUCCCUCAGCCACUCAGCUGGCAGCACAGUAUGUCCAGAGGGGCUUCCCAGAAGUCUCUUUCCAGCCCAUCAGUGUGGUGGUGGUCACCUGGGACUCGGUGGCCCCCUACCAAGCACCCAGCGGGAACCCUGCCCAGAGAGGCCAGAGAAACACGUUUCAGGCUGUUCUGGCCUCCUCAGAUGCCAGCACCUACGCCAUUUUCCUAUACCCCAAAGGUGGCCUGCAGUUCUAUACGACGUUCUCCAAGAAGGAUGAGAGCCAAGUACCCGCUACAGUUGCUUUUAGCCAAGGUUUAGUGGGAUUCUUUUUGAAGAGUGACGGUGCAUACAAUAUAUUUGCUAAUGACAGCAAGUCACUGGAAAACUUGACCAGGAGCAGCAACUCUGGGCACCAGGGCGUUUGGGUAUUUGAGAUUGGGAGUCCGGCCACUGCUGAAGGUGUGGUUCAGGCGGAGGUGAAUCUUGGACCUGACAAUGGAGCAGACUAUGAAGGGGAAGUCGAAGAUUAUGACCAGAUGACCACUCACUUUGGCCUGGAGGAUGCAGCAACCUCAUCUUUGCCCUUCAAGAUUACAAAAAGGGAAGACAUUGAGGCAUAUGAUGUGCCCCGUGCUCUCUCUCCACGCCACGAGGCUACCGAGGGGUCCAGAUCUUUCCAAUUGCCAGUGGAGAAGUUUCCCCAGCAACAAACCCAGGUUAUAGAUGUGGAUGAAGUGGAGGAAACAGGAGUGGUGUUUAGCUACACCACGGAUUCCCAGCAGACGUGCGCCAACAAUAGACACCAGUGCUCAGUGCACGCAGAGUGCAGAGACUACAACACGGGCUUCUGCUGCAGCUGUGUGGCUGGCUACACGGGCAACGGCAGGCAGUGCGUCGCAGAAGGCUCCCCACAGCGUGUCAAUGGCAAGGUGAAGGGCAGGAUUUUUGUGGGCAGCAGCCAGGCCCCCAUAGUCUUUGAGAACACCGAUCUCCACUCCUAUGUGGUGAUGAACCAUGGGCGCUCCUACACGGCCAUCAGCACCAUCCCCGAGACCGUCGGCUACUCCCUGCUUCCUCUGGCACCCAUUGGGGGCAUCAUUGGCUGGAUGUUUGCUGUGGAGCAGAAUGGAUUCAAGAAUGGCUUCAGCAUUACUGGGGGCGAGUUUACCCGCCAGGCUGAGGUGACCUUCGUGGGGCACCCGGGCAAGCUGGUCAUCAGGCAGCAGUUCAGUGGCGUUGAUGAGCACGGGCACCUGACGAUCGACACGGAGCUGGAGGGCCACGUGCCGCAGAUCCCAGCUGGUUCCUCUGUGAACAUUGAGCCCUAUACGGAGCUCUACCACUACUCCAGUUCUGUGAUCACUUCCUCCUCCACCCGGGAGUACACGGUGACUGAUCCUGAGGGGGCCGGUGCCUCACCGUCACGCACCUACACUUACCAGUGGCGCCAGACCAUCACCUUCCAGGAGUGUGUGCACGACACGGCGCGGCCGGCCCUGCCCAGCACGCAGCAGCUCUCAGUGGACAGCGUGUUUGUCCUGUACAACCAGGAGGAGAGGAUCCUGCGCUAUGCCCUCAGCAACUCCAUUGGGCCCGUGAGGGAGGGCUCCCCUGAUGCCCUUCAGAAUCCUUGCUACAUUGGCACUCACGGGUGUGACACCAACGCAGCCUGUCGCCCUGGCCAGGGGAAGACAUUUACCUGCGAGUGCUCCAUCGGCUUCCGAGGAGACGGGCGGACCUGCUAUGACAUCGACGAAUGCUCGGAGCAGCCCUCCGUGUGCGGCAGCCACGCGAUCUGCAACAACCAGCCAGGCACCUUCCGCUGCGAGUGCUCUGAGGGUUACCGCUUCAACGACGAAGGCAAGUGUGUGGCUGUUGUGGACCAGCGCCCCAUCGACUACUGUGCCACUGGCCUCCAUGACUGUGAUAUACCCCAGCGGGCCACCUGCAUCUACACAGGCGGCUCCUCCUACACAUGCUCCUGUCUGCCGGGCUUUUUUGGAAACGGCCGAGCCUGCCAAGAUGUGGACGAAUGCCAGCCCAGUCGCUGUCACCCUGACGCCUUUUGCUAUAACAGUCCAGGCUCCUUCACGUGCCAGUGCAAACCUGGCUACCAAGGGGACGGAUUCCGAUGCGUGCCUGGAGAGGUGGAAAAGACCCGGUGCCAACAGGAGCGAGAACACAUCCUUGGCGCAGUGGGGGCGGCAGACACACAGCGGUCCAGGCCACCGGGGCUCUUUGUCCCUGAGUGUGAUGAACACGGGCAUUAUGCGCCCACCCAGUGCCACGACAGCACGGGCUACUGCUGGUGUGUGGACCGGGAUGGCCGGGAGCUGGAGGGUACCAGGACCAGGGCCGGGCUGCAGCCCCCGUGUCUGAGUACAGUGGCCCCCGUGGUUCACCAGCGACCUGCAUUGCCUACCUCUGUGAUCCCCCUACCUCCUGGGACACACUUACUCUUUGCCCAGGCUGGGAAGAUCGAGCGCCUUCCCCUGGAGGGAAAUACCAUGAAGAAGGCAGAAGCCAAGGCAUUUCUUCAUGUCCCAGAGAAGAUCAUCAUCGGACUGGCUUAUGACUGUGUGGACAAGAUGGUCUACUGGACGGACAUCAGCGAGCCUUGCAUCGGGAAAGCUAGCCUGCAUGGUGGAGAGCCAGCCACCGUUGUCCAGCAAGGUCUGGGAAGCCCAGAAGGCAUUGCCAUUGACCAUCAUGGCCGCAACAUGUUCUGGACAGAUUCUUACUUGGAUCGAAUAGAAGUUGCCAAGCUGGAUGGCACACAGCGCCGGGUGCUGUUUGAUACCGAUUUGGUGAAUCCCAGAAGCAUCAUAACGGAUCCCGUGAGAGGGAACCUUUACUGGACAGACUGGAACAGAGAAAACCCCAAAAUUGAAACUUCCUACAUGGAUGGCACAAACCGCAGGAUUCUUGCACAGGAUGAGCUAAUUCUGCCCAACGGCCUGACUUUUGACCCGUUCUCAUCACAGCUCUGCUGGGUGGAUGCAGGCACCCAUCAGGCUGAAUGCCUGAACCCGAAUCAGCCUAGCAGGCGCAAGGUUCUCCCAGGACUUCAGUACCCUUUCGCAGUGACGAGCUUUGGGAAGAAUCUGUAUUAUACAGACUGGAUGAGAAAUUCCGUGGUUGCCAUCGAUCUUACGAUUUCCAGUGUGACAGACACGUUCCAUCCCCACAAGCAGAGCCGGCCGUAUGGCAUCACCACCAUCCUGUCACAGUGUCCCCAAGGUCACAACUACUGCUCAGUGAACAAUGGCGGCUGCACUCACCUCUGCCUGGCCACCCCAGGGAGCAGGACCUGCCGCUGCCCUGACAACACCCCAGGGGUAAACUGUGUUGAGCGGAACUGAAGACGAGAGUACUUCCUUCCUCCUCCAAGUAUCUCACAGCAAUGCCCUACUUGAAGCUACUCGGUCCAGAUGGAUACCUGUCUUCCAGCUGAGGGACCACUCGGCCCAGGCCUAGCCAAGCCUGAGCCAAACAAUUUUCCUCGCACUUUCCCAAAAUAUAUGCCCAGGACUUCUGUAAAGAGAAGGUCUCUGCCCUGAUAUAGGGGUCGAAUCUUCCAUUUUGACCCUAUUCUUCAGACAAGCUGAAGGAGCCCCAGGUGAAAACAGUGUGCCCCAUCCCGUGUCCUAGGACCUUUUCCCCAACCCUAGUCCCGAGGGGUGGGCAGACCCUUCACAGACCUGGGUGGCCCCUUCCUGGUGGCCUUAAGAGCUCAGCCUGUACUCUGCGGCACUCACUAUCCUGCCAGCCCCUCAAUAUGCCAUCUGGGGCCCUCCCAGGAAAGAAUGUGAUAAAGGAGGGAGUCAGCCCUGCCACUCCUGUUCUUUUGGUGCUCUCAGUUCCCUCCUCCCCGCAUCUUUCUACUACCCAGUUCCUUACCGCCUUCAUCCUGCCCAAAACAUUGAUUUCAUUGAGCAUGAUGUCUUUUGACCAAAACCCACUCUGUUCUAGGGCUAUAUGGAAUCUGGUGGAUUAUGAGCAGCCCUAACCCAAGUAAAAUAUUAGCUUUUCAGCCCUGGCCCUUGGUAGUCAAAAGCUUACGUCAAAGAAGCAUCCUGUGGGAGAGAUUUUAAGAUGUAGAUUUUAAGAUCCUGUUUGAGAAUGAGGGUUAUCUUGAUGUGCCUUAAAUGAUACCAGAGAUUACCACAUUAUCCCUCUUUGUCAGAAGCACCUGCAUCUCAGUAUUUGGCUUCUGGUUUAAUGAACCAUGCAGGUCUCCAGCCCCGUGCUCAUUCUCAUGAAGACCCAGGUGUGGCACACGCGGGUACAUAUCACAGCUGUCACCCUCACCUCUGGCACCACCUCCGGGUACUGGUUUGCUCUCAGUCAUGAGCUAGCAUCUUUAUUUCUCCCUCCAUCGGUGGGCCCUGCUGGCUCUGUUCUCAGCUGAAGAUAUAGUCAAAGAAGGUCUAUUUGAGUAUUUAUACUAACCGCUCAGAUCCUUAAUUGUACAUUACCCUAAUACAAGGGACUGUUGCUAUGUUUCAUAUUUAUAUUUGAACAAUUUGUUUAGAAAACAUUUCCUGGCCAUAUAAAUAGCUAGUGUUAUCUCUUUUCCAAAUGCUUCCCAGAGUUCUGAGACAACACGAAUUUUGGAUUAAAAGUUAAGCAUAAGGAGUUUGAACCAGGACAGCAUGGGUCAAGGGGUAGAGAGGUCUGGAUGGAAAACAUCAGGAAGAGAUUGAUCAAGGGCAGGAAUGGAAACCCUAACAGAAAGGGGUGGAGGAGGGGUAUAAGAACAGCGAUAACAAAAUCCCUUAAAUAAUGCCAAAGAGAAACUGGUACAUUUUUGCCAAAGAUGACUUAUCUUAAGGACAAGGAAAAAUUUCUCUCUGCUUAGGCAAGAGAUAUCCGCACCCGUUUACUUCAGCUGUAUCUCUUGGUCCCUGCCCCUUCCCUCCUGACUUUGCCUUACCUGUCUCUGGGACCUGGAAACCCAAAUUGAGAGUCUUUCCUUAAAUAAUUGGAGUUUUUUGAGAGGCAACUCUAUCCCCAAGAAUCACAAGCUUGGGGAAAUGUGUGGGUCUUACAUGAAGCCCAGCCCCCAUACAUUAGUUUUUUUUUUUUUGUAUUUAUCAUCCCAUAUCACGCCCUGCAUAUCAAGUUCAUCAUGAUGGAUAGGGUUUUUUUUUUUUUCUAACUAUUUUCUUCAUUUCACUAGAUUCAUUCUAAAAUCUUAAAUGUUAAGUUUUAAACUGUGGAAACCACUGAAGGUGCUUAUUAACUGUUCCCCAAAAUGUACACAAGUAUUGGACAAUUCCUUGAGUUUACAGC
Fukomys damarensis (Damara mole-rat) is the source of this 5441-nucleotide messenger RNA. RefSeq names its product nidogen 1 (gene Nid1). Gene Ontology annotation, biological process: cell-matrix adhesion. The transcript has 20 exons. Bases 38 to 3508 code for a protein of 1156 amino acids. Gene Ontology annotation, molecular function: calcium ion binding. The record is from RefSeq and is a predicted model, not a curated record. NCBI's taxonomy places the organism in Eukaryota, Metazoa, Chordata, Mammalia, Rodentia, Bathyergidae.